CUAUGGCUGGAGGAAAACAGAGACUUGAAGGGAGCUGAACCAUCUACAUCCAUCCUACAUGUGACCAAUGUCCCAAGAAGACCAGAAAGUGAUGUCAACUGUAAAGAUCCAGGCCUGGUGGCGGGGCACACUGGUGCGCCGGGCACUGCUGCAUGCAGCCCUCAGCGCCUUGGUCAUUCAAUGCUGGUGGCGGAUGAUUCUGGCAAAGAUGGUGGACAGGAGACGGCGUGUGAUUCUGAAACAGUUUUUAAAGGAGGAGCGGGCCGCGGUCAGACUGCAGUCCUGGGUCCGCAUGUGGCGUGCCCGCCAGCAGUACUGCCAGGUGCUCAGUGCUGUUCGUGUCAUCCAGGCCUUCUGGAGGAGCCACACCUGCACUUACAGGGGUCUCAUCAAGGGCCAUUACCAAGUCACUACCAGGGAGCUGCAUCUCGAGCUGCAGAUCGUGCUGGGCUCAGGGCCUUGCAUUAUGACGGAGUGUAUUCCCCUCCCAAUAAAGCAGUGA
Cavia porcellus (domestic guinea pig) is the source of this 502-nucleotide messenger RNA. RefSeq names its product IQ domain-containing protein F1. The record is from RefSeq and is a predicted model, not a curated record. The coding region runs from base 68 to 502 and encodes 144 amino acids. The transcript is spliced from 2 exons. NCBI's taxonomy places the organism in Eukaryota, Metazoa, Chordata, Mammalia, Rodentia, Caviidae. Gene Ontology annotation, molecular function: calmodulin binding.